UUGGUAACGUAGCGUAACCGAUUAUAAAAUGGUCUAUCGAAAGUGAAGCUCAAAACAGUGCCACUUUUCCUAUAGCUAAUUGCAUCACCACUUCCCUCUUAUUCACAUUUUGUCUAUGGAUCAGGUUUUUGGAGGCCACAGUUGAGGAUUAUUUGGCAUCACGUUCUGUGUAUGAGAUUAUAAGGUAGUUUAUUUGCAACUUGCCAAUUUACGUCAGAAGCUCCAAUAAUGGCUGGAAUAGCUAUACUUCUAGAUUUGUGGAGGAAAAACCAAAACUUUGGCUCUGGUUUGCACUCUCCACAAGCCUUUCAGUCUUCUGCUUUUUUCUCUGCUUCUGCUGCUGUUGGUGCUGCAGCUUCUUUUACUGCUGGUACCACUGGCUUUGCCUCAAGGGCUUUGUUUGGGUAUGCACUUUUGACUCCAUUUGUCUAUGCAUUCAUUCUUGUUAUAUGGAUGGAUGAUGGAUUUGCUUUAUAUAAAGAAUGUCAUAGUAAUCAUAAAAGUACUUCUAAAGGGAUUUAUAAUAAUGAUGGUGCUCUAAGAUAUAGUACUACCAAACAUUACAAUGUGGAGCUUAAGCCUCUAUUCUCUGCUUUUGAAUUUAGGCCAUUCAUGAUGACAUCGCUAAGGUCAUUCUUAAUGUUCUAUUUGCCUCUUUUGGAGCCUCGUGCUGAAAUGGAAGAUGAUGAUUUCCUUGAGGAGAGGGAAGAACAACCAACUGAUCUGGUUGUCCCCUUCAAGAAAUCAGUGAAGCAAAUCAUCCGAGAGACAACCGUUGUGACGACUAGAAGGAUUUUAGAAAGAAUUGCUUUUCAUUAUGUUUCACAAAGAAUGGCAUGGAAAAUUCUUAAAGAUGUCCCUAAAUCAGCUACUCGCAAGGCUGCGAGGAAUAUGGCUUAUCAUGUUUACUUCUUUUGUGUGAGCAGAACAACUUUUAGAGGACACAUGCUUGGCGUUGCAGCAUCAUGGAUUGUCCAAGUAGGCAUUGAUGUGUACCGGUUUUUUAAAUCGAUUCUCAAGUCCACAGAUGAUGUGGGUGACAUUGUUGACAAAUCUGAACAAGUUGCAAUUCUUGGGCAGAAAAUUUUCAUUGCUACAGUUAGGUGUUCGUCGUCUCUAAUCUUUGCUUCCAUAGGAGCUGGCAUCGGUGCUACCCUUAUUCGUCCAUCGCUUGGCCAGUGGAUUGGGUGUGCUGCUGGUGAUUUGGCUGGUCCCAUUAUUGUAGCAUAUUGUGCCGACCAACUAUUUCAAGUGAGAUUUUCCUAAUUAUAUUUUCUAAAAGAUUCUUUACCAGCUUCCGAAGACUGGCAUUUCAUAGAAUUUCCUCUUCUAUAUGCCUUAUCUAAUUGAGUCACUAAAAGUUGGCCGAUAAAAAGAAAUAAAGCUAGGCUCAACCUUCAAAGGAGGAGUUGUUAACAAGAUAUAAUUAUAAUAUAUUAAUAUAUCAAUCCUUCUUAUAUAAACCACUACACCAGCACCAGUGGUUUAGUAGUAGAAUAGUACUCUUCAAUCUCAUGCAGGGAUAACUCAGUUGGGAGAGCGUUAGACUGAAGGUCUGAAGGUCGCAUGUUUGAUCAAUGCUCACCGCAUAUUUCUAAACAUUCUAUUUCACUUUAAUUCUGAAAAAUAUGACAUUUGGAAACCUUUAGUUUGGAUUAA
This is a messenger RNA of Arachis duranensis, 1659 nucleotides long. RefSeq lists its product as uncharacterized. The record is from RefSeq and is a predicted model, not a curated record. The transcript is spliced from 7 exons. The coding region runs from base 229 to 1266 and encodes 345 amino acids. NCBI's taxonomy places the organism in Eukaryota, Viridiplantae, Streptophyta, Magnoliopsida, Fabales, Fabaceae.